AUGCCUGCCGCUGGGUAUAGGUUUCCAGACAAGGCACCUGCUGCAAUGUCUAGACGCCUUGAGAAGCUCAAACGCGUAGAGGAGGCCAAGGCACCUGAAGACCGCCUCGUGAAUCGUGACUGGGACGAUGAGGUGCAAAAGAAGAUUGGCAUUCUCAAUGCAGUCAGGCAACGGAAUUCGAAGCGUCAUUUCAUCGAGCUCGCCACCUCGGCGCAAGUCAAUAUCUGCAAGACUGUUGAAGAAGCCGAGGCUUUCUUUACAAAAGGCGGUCCCAAAUUCACUUGCAAAAUUCUGAAAAUGUUCACCGAAGCUUUUGCAUUGUCAUCGAAUGGUCUGAUUACGGACGUUCCAACCGUACGCAGCAUACAAUACCUUUUGUUCGGGCUGUAUGCUGUCUGCAAGAAUUCUGGCAACCCGAUUGAUCGAGAUGUUAAGCGGAAUGUCUUGAUGUGGAUUCAGUCUGACUUGGCUGUUCGUGGGCUUGCCUGCCACAACCAGCGCACAAAGGCGGUAGCGCUGCCGGAAGACUUCUCUACGUUCAUACGAGCAUUCUUCGACACCGAGUACCUUACUGCCACCCAGUAUACAACGCGAAACGCUCUCAACUUCGUAUUGUGUGCUAACAUGAUGCUGGACUGCAGCAACCGCAUCAGUGAGUUGUCGAGGCCGGCACUGUCAAACGAUGACUGGGAAGCAUAUAAGAAGGAGCGCAAGGACAAUCUGUGCACCUGGGGCCGCGUGGAACUGUUCGCUUUUCCAGGAGCUGACUGUCGUGUCGAAUUGCGCGCUCGAAUAACCUUUUGUGGGUUGAAGAACACUGGACAGAAGGGCAACAAGACCAAAGUAAUUCCGAUUCGCCUUCUCCCACUGUACAUGGCGGCUGAAGAUACAUUACGAUGGCUCCUGAUCUUAGGCUUGAUCGACGGAGUCUUCGAAGGCGUCUCUAGUUGGGCAGAUUUGGAGGCCGUCCAACCAAGCCGGCAUGGUACAAGCAUUCCCAUCAAGAAAUCGAUGCUAGCUACCCCGGUGAGUUUCCCUCUGUGCUUUCGAGAUCGAGGCAGCUCAUACAAGCUCUCGUCUCAGAUUUUCCGUCAACCUCUUUACAAGCCGACCGACCCAUCCUUGUGCUUGCUAGAGACAGAGGUAAUGAGGUCUCAGCACUUUGUUAAACAACUGAAAGUAUUGAGUCGGCAUUGCGGUCUGCAGAGCCCUAUGCUACCGGGUGUGCUCCGCCGUGGUAGUGCAUACUUGCUAGGUUUGAUGACAUCUCACGAGGAACGGUGUGCACGGAUGGGUCAUGACGACAAGGACACAACAUACUGGGGAGCAUACAGAAACCAAACGUCGACUGUCGAUUUUCAGGCACUACGCCACAACUUGGACGCUGUCGAUGUCAGCCAGAUGUCCAGCAUUUUCCUUGCGAAAUCAGAGUCAGCCCCAACUCGUGUCUCUGAGCAAGGCAUCAUCGAAAUCAGCCAGGAUGCAGAGCUUAUCAAGCUUCUCCAGAGAGAGUGCGAGGUCAUCGAUCAAGGAGUUCGUGAGUUCGGAUCAUUGGCAACAGCGCGAGCUCAAGGAUCUUCGACGGCGUCCGAAUACGCAGCAAUACGCCGCCAGUAUCAAGAGCGAGAGCGAGCUCUACUAUCCAAAAAGUUCGAGGAGGAGUAUCGACAGCACUUUGAUAACCCGGACGAUGCCACUCAGAUCACAACUCCAGUCGAGCCAAAAGAUCAGAGCGCCCACUUCGACAAUAUGUUGGAUGCCGAGGACGCCGAAUUCGCUCUCAUUGACCCUGUACUCCUUCAGGACAUCGACGCUGUGGCCGAAGAUCUCGGCAACAUGCUUGCAGAUUUUGACAGCCAGUCAGAUGAUACGCAAAUGGACGGCGCCAAUUCUGAUCUUGGUACAGAGACCGAUGCUACAUCGCUGCACUCUGCUGGAUCUAUCAGCAGAAAUAAUUUUGGCUUGAGAGUAGUUGCGAAGAACUCGGUCUUUGAGGGUCUUUCUGACCUCAUCUACAACCAGCCAGAAGGUCUAUCGGCGGCUCGGUUUGCAGAUGUCUGUGUUGAGAAAUUCAAUCAUCUUCACGCCGCAGACAAAUACUAUCCGGACCAGGAGCCAACACCAGGAACUUUGUCUUGUAGAUUCUGUGGCGUCUGUCUUAUUGGCAUGGAUCAUAAUGAGCAUAUCCGGCCUUGUGGACUCAAUGCCAUGGCGAAAUAUAUCCUUGAGGCCCUUGAUCGCAAUCAAGAGUCGCAUCCUCCAGCCCGGAAGUGUGGAAUGGUCGGUUUGGACGGCGUCCGACAUUGUGCUGCCAAAUACAAGCCGAAGAGAGAUGUCAACUCCGGGGCUCAUUUCGUAGACCACUGCUACAAACGUCACAGGGAUGCAUCAACCGGACAAUAUGUCUGCAAUGAUGAUGCUACUGCUUUUUCGAGCUGGGACGAUUUCCGAAUCCAUCGAAUCACUCAGCAUGCCGCAUCGACCACUGUUAUACCCGUGGAUCAGAAGACUGGGAACCCAAGAGCUGAGAUCUUGGUCUUUUGGUGCAAGAUUUGUCAACGUGCAUUCUCUCGUACAGAGGAGGACGAGGACCAUCACUUUGUGCACCACUUGGACGACGUCCGAUUGGCUCUUGACAAGCAUGGAUUCUCUGGAAUUCUCGUCUCUGCCAGAUGGUUUCACCCAUCUUUCUGUAUAUUUUGUUUAUACGAUGGGGAUGCAGGGCUUUCGACACAGUUCGCAGACUUCUACACUGUUUCCGCCUUUAAGAAGCACCUCGAAAAGCACCUCCGAGACCUCGUCGAUGAUGCGAGCAUAGUAUGUCCAGCUUCUACGGACACUGCGAAUGGUAUCAGAGCUGUUUGCCAUCGUACCGAACCAAUGAGCAAGGACGCUCUCGUUGCACACCUGAUCAAUGACCAUAAGCUAGCAAUCAAUAGAGACAACACCUACUUCAAAGCCAUGCGAAAGAGGGCAAGACCUGUGUUAGGAGAGAAGAACAUCAAUGAAGCUGUCCAUUGCGUCAAUGCAUCGACUAGGACGAUUUCCGAAGAAGCCAAGAGUGUGGAUUAG
Molecule: messenger RNA, 3072 nt
Organism: Venustampulla echinocandica
Lineage: Eukaryota; Fungi; Ascomycota; Leotiomycetes; Helotiales; Pleuroascaceae
Exons: 3
Coding region: 1-3072 (1023 amino acids)
Source: RefSeq, a predicted model, not a curated record